Messenger RNA from Parasteatoda tepidariorum (common house spider), 999 nucleotides. RefSeq names its product cyclin N-terminal domain-containing protein 1-like. The record is from RefSeq and is a predicted model, not a curated record. Lineage: Eukaryota; Metazoa; Arthropoda; Arachnida; Araneae; Theridiidae. Gene Ontology annotation, cellular component: site of double-strand break. Gene Ontology annotation, biological process: reciprocal meiotic recombination.
UUAAAGAAUUUUCUGCAUUUUUAAACGAUCAUAAAAGUGCUUUAAAAUCUAUUAUUGCAUGUUAUAACUUAACUACGUUUCUUAACUAUGCAUAUAAUGUCUCUUCGGCGUUUAGAAGACGGAAUCCAAAAUUUAAGGUUUGUGUCAAAUGAAUUAUUAGAAGAUUGGUUAUUCGAUUUAUUAAAAAAGAAUCAGGAAAGAGUUUCUGCUGCUACAACGCUGGAAUACUUAUGGUCGCAAGAAGUUGUCGAAUUUAUAUUCAACAUUUGCUCCUCUUUUAAACUAAAAAGUGACGUCAAGUACACAGCUCUUGAGAUAUACGAAAGGUUUGUUGGAAAUCAUGUCUUGGAACUUUACAGGACUGUUAAAAAUAGUCGAAAUUCCAGAACGCCUUUAGUUUGGGAAGAUAUCAAAGCUAGAAUCGGAGAACAAGUAAUUCUACGGGUGAUAACGUCUGUACAAUUGGCAAGUAAACUUAAUUCCCAUUACAAUCACAUCACGCCAGAUCAAGUGUUCCAGUUUUUGGUCAAUUCUGGAAAAAGCUACAGUAAAUCGGGAAUAUUUAAUUCUGAACUUAGACUGAUGAGAAGUCUAAAUUACAAGGUUAACGUCACAACACCGUCUAUUUAUGUCAAUACACUUUUAUGCGUACUUUUUACGAAUGAUCCGUCUUUGGAAGAUAUUUUGUUUACAACAUCUGUCAAAACGUUAGACUUCGUUUACCUAAACAGAACGCGAGUUUACAAUCAUCUGUACGAAAGUAUUACCGGCCUUUCUGUUGCUAAUUCAGUACAAGACAAUGAGAUAUUUUUGAAAAUCAAAGCCGAUUAUAUGCUACUAGCGGGAUCUAUAAUAGCCACUGCUGCUUAUAUGGUAAUGAAAGACAAAUGGAAUAAACUCUUAGAGCAACUGCACCAAGUUACGCGAAUUCUCAAAAGAGAUAUAAAGAAUUUCAGCAUUGUCAUAAUAGAUGUUAUGACAGAAUUCCUUAAAGAGUGA